Molecule: messenger RNA, 396 nt
Organism: Spodoptera exigua (beet armyworm)
Lineage: Eukaryota; Metazoa; Arthropoda; Insecta; Lepidoptera; Noctuidae
Source: the annotation of a GenBank genome assembly
AUGGCACUAGAAUCCUACCAAAGCGCUGAGCGCUGUGUGGCGACAACAUCCAAACCACGCUCAGAGAUGACUUUAGAGGAAUUAGCUAAGAUUGAAGAGGAAGAAUUCAGUACGGGACCUCUUUCAGUGCUCACACAGUCUGUAAAGAACAAUACACAAGUGCUUAUCAACUGCCGUAACAACAAAAAGCUGCUUGGACGUGUCAAGGCUUUCGACCGGCAUUGCAACAUGGUACUUGAGAACGUUAAGGAAAUGUGGACAGAAGUGCCCAGGCUAGGCAAAGGCAAGAAGGGCAAAGCAGUCAACAAGGAUAGAUUUAUCUCAAAGAUGUUCCUCCGUGGAGACUCAGUGAUCCUAGUAUUAAGAAACCCGCUCGCCACUGCUGCCGGCAAGUAA